Messenger RNA from Hypoxylon fragiforme, 642 nucleotides. Its product is annotated as class I glutamine amidotransferase-like protein. NCBI's taxonomy places the organism in Eukaryota, Fungi, Ascomycota, Sordariomycetes, Xylariales, Hypoxylaceae. Bases 1 to 642 code for a protein of 213 amino acids. The record is from RefSeq and is a predicted model, not a curated record. The transcript has 2 exons.
AUGUCAACCAGCGAGAAACCCACCCGGUUCGCCGUGGCGCUGUUCCCGGGCUUCCAAGCGCUGGACGUGUUCGGGCCUCUCGACAUCUUGAACAUGCUAUCUAGGAUCACGCCGCUGACGUUCCACGUGCUGGCGGAGACGCUGACGCCGGUGUCGACGCAAGGGCUAGGCACCAAGCACACGAUCAGCCAAAGCGUCGUGCCCACGCACACCUUCGCCGACGCGCCCCUCGACGACAUCGACGUCCUGCUCGUCCCCGGCGGCUUCGGCACCCGCAACCCCGUCAACGUCGACCCCGUCGUCGAGUUCCUCCGCCGGGCUGGGCCGAAGGUGAAAUACCUCCUCACGGUCUGCACGGGUAGCGCCCUCGCGGCUAUGGCGGGCGUGCUCGAUGGGAAGCGCGCGACGUCGAAUAAGAUGGAGUGGGAUUGGGUCACACAGCAGGGCCCCAACGUCAAGUGGGUACACAAGGCGCGCUGGGUGGCGGACGAGAAGGUGUGGACGUCGUCGGGCGUCACGGCGGGCAUGGACAUGAUGUAUGCGUUCCUCGGCGAGCACUACGGCGAGGACGUCGCCCGCGACUUGGCUCAGGCGGCCGAGUACGUCCGGAACACGGACUCGACCGUGGACACGUUUGCGUAG